AUGGGGCAAACUCAGUCUACUGGUACUCCUGAAGAGCGUGGCUCUACAGAUAGUCGGGCAAGUGGAAAAGCAGAUUAUUACAAAAUUCUUGGUUUGGAACGAGAUGCAUCAGAAGAUGAGAUCAAAAGAGCCUACAGAAAGAAAGCAUUAGAAUUACAUCCUGACAGAAAUUAUGGCAAUGUGGAGGCUUCGACAAAACUCUUCGCUGAAAUUCAGUGCGCGUACGAAGUUUUGUCUGAUCCCCAAGAACGAGCGUGGUAUGACUCGCAUCGAGAUGCGAUAUUCGCAGAUGAGAAGACGUCUUCGGGAGAGCAGACCUAUGGCGGUAUCCACAUGACGACUGCCUCAGACAUCUUGGCGUUAAUCUUCAAGUUCAGUCCUCGGAUGGAAUUCUCGGACUCACCUAAUGGGUUCUUUGGCGGACUCAGAGAAACGUUUGACCAAAUUGCGCGAGAAGAAAAGCUGGCGUGCCGAUGGAAUAAACUCGAUCCGGUCGAAUACCCCUCAUUUGGAAGGCAGAACGACGACUUCGAACAAGUAGUUCGCCCAUUCUAUACGGUCUGGAGCAACUUCUCAACGAAGAAGUCCUUUGCCUGGAAGGAUAUCCAUCGAUAUAGCGAGGCACCUGAUCGUCGCAUUCGCAGGUUAAUGGAGAAGGAGAACAGGAGACUAAGAGAAGAGGCCAUUCGUGAGUACAAUGAUGCUGUCCGGUCUCUUGUAGCCUUUGUGAAAAAGCGUGAUCCACGUUACAGGUCAAAUCCUAAAAGUGAGGCUGAGCGUCAGCGGAUGCUACGUGAGGCAGCUGCUGCUCAGGCUGCCAGAUCGAGGGCGGCAAAUCAGGCAAAAAUGCGUGAUCAUGUUACUCCAGAAUGGGCUAGGUCAGAGGAACCAGAGGAAGAACUCAGCAGCAGCUCCGAGUCUGACUUGGAACAAUUCGAAUGCGUCGUGUGUCGCAAGAUAUUCAAGAGUGAAAAGCAAUUUGAGGCACAUGAGCGUAGCAAGAAGCACAUCAAAGCAGUCAAGCAGCUUCGCUGGGAAAUGACAGCCCAAGAUGAGGAACUACAAUUAGAAAGCCACGAGUCGACGAUAAAGUCAGAGGAUGUGCAUAAACCACCCUCUGUACAUAGUCCCGAGCCUUUAGGUCCUUCCGCCGGCCACACGGGGGACGUUUCGGAGAGUGUAUUCGAUCUUGUUAACGAAAAUAUCUUAAUCUCAGAACCAGAACUAGGAACUCGGUCAAUGCCUGGCUCGGAGGAUGAAGAUGAUGAUUAUGCCAUUAGGGAAACAGUUGAGGCAAGAAUAUCGCCGGGUCUUUUCAACGAAACUGAAACAAUACAUACUCCAGGAACUUUAGAACAUUUCUCGUCGCUAUCUCUCGAUGAUCAUUCCAACCAAGAUACACCAAAAAUGGGGAAGGCCAAGCAGAAACGCGCCAAAAGGGCAGCACGGACUGCAACUGUGGAAAAGUCAAAGUUGACUUGUGCUUCUUGUCAUGUUGCAUUUCCUUCCAGGACUAAGCUUUUCGCACAUAUCAAGGCGCUGGACCAUGCUCAGCCUGUGAGUGCGUUCCAGACUGGAGGAAAGAAGCAGAAACGCUAG
Messenger RNA from Rasamsonia emersonii CBS 393.64, 1599 nucleotides. RefSeq lists its product as uncharacterized. The record is from RefSeq and is a predicted model, not a curated record. Lineage: Eukaryota; Fungi; Ascomycota; Eurotiomycetes; Eurotiales; Trichocomaceae. Bases 1 to 1599 code for a protein of 532 amino acids. Gene Ontology annotation, molecular function: nucleic acid binding; zinc ion binding. Gene Ontology annotation, cellular component: cytoplasm. The transcript is spliced from 2 exons.